AUGUUGCUGGAAAUUCAGCGAUCCAAAGUUUUAGUAUUUUCUCGCAAAAGUGCAUCACAAUCUCUACCGAUAAAAACACCGCGACAAUUGGUUCGACUUCAAAAUGUAUGUGUCGUUGACGCACAUUACGCACUAAAUUCGCGCUCGAUCGAUGAUUUGCUGGUACUAGAUACCGACCUUCGGGACUACCCAGCUCUUUAA
This is a messenger RNA of Plasmopara halstedii, 201 nucleotides long. RefSeq lists its product as uncharacterized. The record is from RefSeq and is a predicted model, not a curated record. The coding region runs from base 1 to 201 and encodes 66 amino acids. NCBI's taxonomy places the organism in Eukaryota, Oomycota, Peronosporomycetes, Peronosporales, Peronosporaceae. The transcript is spliced from 2 exons.